GUCGUUGAACAACAAAAAAAAAAAAAUGAAAAAGUUCAGUACAUUUUACAGCUUUUUGAUUUUUAAAAUAAUUCAUUUUUUCUUGAAAGCUCGCUACUGAGUUCCCAUUACAGUUUUGAGGGAUCUUAGAUUAGUAAAUUUCAAAUAAUUAUUUUAGAAUCAAAUGAAUCCGUUCUUUAAUUGUUCUACAUAUGUGUUACAUUGAUGUGGAGAAAUUUUAUGAAGAAAUGAAGAUUUUGUAAUUUAACUUCUGCAUUGAACGAGAUAAUUAUCCCGCUUGCAAUGGUUGACAAAAGUAAAGUAUUACUCGGUUUUGUAGAUGAACCGAUCACGGAUAAUUAUAAAGAAGAGGUUGAUUAUACCACCAAUAAAUUGGGUGGUCAUCCGGAUUGGAUUACAGCACAAACAGAUUCUACGAUAAUUUGCAAGGUAUGCCGAUCAGUGACCCCUCUGUUGCUACAAAUUUAUGCUCCUGUUACGGAGAAAAUAAACCAGCAUAGGACGUUGUAUAUUUUCGCUUGUUUGAAUCCGACUUGUUGGGGGAUAUCGAAAAGUUGGACUUGCAUUAAAAAUCAAAUGGCGAUGAAGAAAAAGCAAGAUUCGUUUGUAUCGAAUUUUUCAAACGAUGAUUGGUGCACAGACUCAAAUAAUUGGAAUUGCGAUUCAAACAAUACGUGUAAUUCUAGUCUCGAUUUGUUUUUGGAAAACGAAGCUUCUUCCAUGUUGAGUCGUGUGACCGUAUGUGCUGAAGAAAAUGCCAAUGUUAUCCCAGAUAGGACUUGUGUUGAUGUUCUAGAUGCUCCUGCAAGUGCAGAAAUAGAACCCGAUGAAAACGAACCGAUUAUGGUUGAUUCACCUACUGUUCCUCAUUGUGAUCUAUCUAAUUUACUAAAACAAGUUCCCACAUCUCCUAAGGUUUAUCGCGAAGAUACCUAUUUUGUACCAUCUUUCAUCUAUGUAAUGGAAGAAAGACUGGAAAGAGAUCCGUUAUCAGAACAUGUUCAAAUGUUAUUAACGGAAUAUUCGAGAUCGAGUGAAAAUAGGAAUAGUCUGAAGAUUACUAAGAAUGUCAAUGUUUCGCGACGAUCCGACGAUGAAGUAUACGAAAGAAGCCGUCCUCUUCAUGGCGAUAAAUUAUUCCACACGUUUUUAUCUCGUAUUAAAUUGAAUCCGGAUCAGAUAAUUCGUUAUUGUCGAAGCAAUGAAGCGCCUUUAUUUCUGUUCCCGGAAUUGGACAUUCCAGCCAAGUGUAAACAUUGCAACGGGGAAAUGGUAUUCGAAAUGCAAAUAUUACCUACAAUUAUUAAUUACCUGAGGCUCAAUGGCGCUGGACGUGCUGAAAAGGAUAUUUUGGAAUUUGGAUCUGUAUUCAUAUACUCAUGCCAAGAAAGUUGCGAUAAACCAGACGGAGAAGAGUGUGUUCUCAUUCAAAUGGAAACAUUUUGAUCGCAGUAAUGAUAGAAAAGAGUAGUUGUUUUUGUUUACGGCUUAUUUGAAAACGAAGUUACCCACUUGGGCAUUUGACUAUUUAUCUGUUUUGAUGAAGUGAUACGUUCCGAUGGUCUCUUUGAAUAUUUUUACUUCACUUUUAGAUGUUGAUUGCUAAAUAGUAUAAUGGUAAUGUUGUUGCGAUGAGUUAGUUGUACCAGGGGUGAACGUUUGACGCGAAUUAUUUUUCAUCUUGGCUUGUUGCUACACAUAUGUAGUACAUACGACUACACGCCAAAUGUUAAUUUUUUCAAAUAUUGUAAUUAUGGUUAUGUAAACCUUCGUUAUGCUUUACCUCUGUAGUUGACCUUAUCGUACAAAUAGACAAAUGAAAAAAAUACAAAAAUAAUGUAUUUA
Planococcus citri (citrus mealybug) is the source of this 1845-nucleotide messenger RNA. It is a transcript of the gene trus, whose product is annotated as programmed cell death 2 like trus. Gene Ontology annotation, biological process: apoptotic process. The coding region runs from base 283 to 1446 and encodes 387 amino acids. The transcript has 5 exons. The record is from RefSeq and is a predicted model, not a curated record. Lineage: Eukaryota; Metazoa; Arthropoda; Insecta; Hemiptera; Pseudococcidae. Gene Ontology annotation, cellular component: cytoplasm.